Messenger RNA from Mycotypha africana, 8097 nucleotides. RefSeq lists its product as uncharacterized. Gene Ontology annotation, cellular component: cytoplasm. Gene Ontology annotation, biological process: regulation of GTPase activity; small GTPase-mediated signal transduction. The transcript is spliced from 6 exons. Bases 126 to 7661 code for a protein of 2511 amino acids. The record is from RefSeq and is a predicted model, not a curated record. Gene Ontology annotation, molecular function: guanyl-nucleotide exchange factor activity. Lineage: Eukaryota; Fungi; Mucoromycota; Mucoromycetes; Mucorales; Mycotyphaceae.
AUUUUAUCGGAUAAUUUAUUCGCCCAUUUCCUUUCUUUUUCUUUUCAUUUCUAAUCUAUCUUGUUACAUUAAACUAUAAUCCCUUCUAAUACAUAAUAUUUAAUUAGACUCGCCACUAUUUGGCGAUGAAGUCAAAACACUCUCAAGGAAAUCGUAGCCAUUCGAAGAAAGCAGAGUUGAGCUCAGCAACAACUGCACAACCGUCAACCUCAUCUACUACUUCUCAUCGAAGCAACACCUUUUCUUUCUUAAAACACCGUUUUUUCAAUAGCAGUAGUAGCAACAUUAGCAACCAUGAGCCUGCAAAUAGUAGUUCACGUCCGUCUUUAGGAUCCUUGCAUUCGACUAUACAGAGAUCCUCAAUAGAUAGCAAACGAAAUGGGAAAGAACCGUCUUUUGACAGCUUGGAUGCCCCGCGAUCGAUCCAUUCCUCAUCGUCAUCGACAUCGACACAGCGAUUAAGUCUAAAAGAGCGGCCUAUUUCCAUGAUGGGUAUGGAAAUGUCAUUGACCCCACCGCCUAUAUCAACGGACGCGUUAUUUCGUAGGAAUUCAGUCAAUACUCCUGCAACUGUAGCAACGCCACAAAUACAGGACGGUGCCCUUCAAUUCGACGCAAAUAUAGCAACAUCAUCAACAGUUGGGACAAUCACAGCAAUGACAGCUGAUGAUGAUAAAAGAACGAGUCUAAUUGUGUUGAAAGAGGGUUAUUUAUUCAAAAAGACGGAUUUUAAACCAUUCCAUAAGCAAAGUAAAUUAGAACGUGGAUGGAAACUAUAUAAAGUAGUUCUGAAAGGGCAUAAAUUGUAUCUGUAUAAAGCAGUGGCAGAUUCGGCCAUUCGCUCAUUAUUUCCUACCUCUUCUUCAUCUUCCAACGCGUUCUCCACAUCAAAUACGAGCAUCAAUUCUUCCGCACCUACCAUUACAUUGCACCCAUGUGCCGGUACUAUUACAGAAGAAAUGGGCACCGGAUAUGACUCUUUGCGAUUGAGUAAAGCAGACUUUGACGAAGAAACUCAAAAAUUGUUAUUUUCAGCAUCGAAGGUUGAUGACACUGUUCAAGGCGGCGUGUUCAUGGAACAUAAUCCGAGUAACUUUCAACCUACUAAACAAGUGUGUUUGUUAUUACGGCCGAAUUCUCUUGAUAUUUGUUGUAACUGCAGCAGCAGCGAAACUGUCAGUUUAUGGAGGUUAGAAAAGCAAUUGCCUUUACAAUCAAUAAAAGCAGAAAUAAUAAUGGAUCCCGCUACUUCAUCGCCACUUUCAUUCAAUUCAAUACAAUCAAACACCGACUACCUUUCCUAUCACCAUCAUGCACAACCUAUUGCGAGCGGACAUCUUUUUUUCAAUAUUUAUCAUGUACAUAAUAAUAAUGACAACUCAAUCACCUCGUCAACUACCCCUUUGGGCGUUUAUUCUGUAGAAAAUCGAGAAAUUGGGCAUGCAUGGUUAUCACUCCUUCAAAGUCUGCAGCACGAUGACAAACGUCAAUUGGCAGCAGACGAACAUAACCUGGUCCCAACCAGUAAUUGCCAGUCCCAAAGUAGUUUAGGCGAGAAUGACUCUUUCGAUUGUCAAAAUAACAAUCACACUAACGCUACACAACAAAAGCAGAAUCAGCAUCAACAGACACAACAGAUUUUCCGAUCCGACCAUCAUAUCUUAGGUGGUACAAUUCCCGCAUUGAUCCAUGAAUUGUUAUCUUUGUGUAAUACGAACGAAAGCAGUAUUAACAGCCAAAAUGAAGCAGAUCAUCUCCAUUUCCUAUACGUCUUUUUGUUAACUUAUCCAACAUUCACUUCUGGAUCACGAGUAUUGAAUGAGUUCAGAAAAACACUUGACGAAAAAAGUGACAAUAUAUUAGAUAUUUUUGAGAUUUGGUGUCAUGAAUUCGCAUUGGAUGUUAUGGGCGACGUGGCUACCGGGAUGGUAGAGAUUCUCGAAAGCAUUAAUACAGACAAAGCAAGCCAAGUAAAAGAGCUGGUUCUCGAAACAGUGGCUGAGAAUACAAUGAAAUCGUAUGAACAAAAGAACGCUUGCCACUUGGUCUCUACAACCAAGCACAUUUCACCGAAUGAUGAAGCCAACAAUGACUUUGAAGAAAGUGUACCAAAUGACGAAGUAGAGAAUAUACCUGCUUUUCAGCAAAGGAACGGCAAACGGCGCGAUUCUGUCAAUUUAUCUAAUAUACUUAUCACUGGGCUCUCGCCCACCUUAUUUCUGUCCAUUGAUCCGCAGAAUUUUGCACAGCAGAUAUACUUGUUCCAUCACAGGAAAUACUCACAGUUUGAGAAAGACUUGCUGAACCCACUAUCUUAUCUGCCACGCCCACAACUAUCGAUCCAAAUGCUCAAUUCCUUGUUAUUCACGACCAUUACGCCGCAUUUCUUGACGAAAAUAAUUCGAAACCAUGUAUUAAUUGAUAGUACACAAGAAAAUCACCUACAGCAUGGCGAACAAAGUGUAACGAAGGGUCACCUACAUCAGCAUCAAGAUUUUGAAGCAUACAUUCUUCGUUCACAAUUGCUUGAGCAUUGGAUUAGAGUUGGACUGGCUUUGUAUCAGUUGGGCGAUAUGACUGGCUGGUGCGCGGUCGCUAUGGGCGUCUGUUCUGUCGGUAUCAUUCGUUUACGGGAGACCUGGAAGGCAGUAGAUCGUCAGCUUGUUUGUAGGGUACGAAACGAGUGGGUUCCUUUAUUGACACAUCAUGGUUUAUUUACUCAAAAUAUGUGGGCAGACGAAUGGAAAGAUAAAGCAAUAUUAUCCCAAUAUGCGCGCGUGUUGCACAAAAGUCAAAACUACGAUGAUGGUAUAGGUGAUAUUACCUAUCCAUCAAAGAUUCUUCCAUUUUUUGGUACUAUUCGUCAAUGUGUAGAUCGUUUUCGUCGACAUACAAAAAAGGUCCUUGGACCUAAUACUGUUAAUUUUGAGGAAUGCGAAACUAUACAUUAUUUGAUCACCACCAGCUUGGAAAAUUGGAAACGCCAAAAGGGACAACAAUUCACUGAUGAGUCUAAUGAAGAGCCAGCAACCACGCUACCUGUGGCGGUUGGACCUUUGCAAUCGUUUUUUGAACAUUCAGUAACAGACCUGAUGUCAGUGCCUCACGAUUACAAAUAUUUGCAGGAAUGUUCGUUGAGUUGUGAGCCUAGAAUAUUUGGUCAGGUUUUUGAUCGUCGAAAGUACAACCAUAGCUAUUCUCAGCGGUCGUCCUCACCAUUAGCAGCAUCAUCAAACUCUUUUCAGCGCUUACCUACUGAAUCAACAACGCAAUCCGCUUCAUGUCUCGUUUUCCCGGCCAUUGUUGACAGUUACCAUUUCAUAAACACCAAGCAUGAAGGCCAUAAUAGCAGUUCAUCGACAACAAACCAGAGGCGCCCUAGUACGUCAUCGUUAUCUAUUAACAACUACACUCCAAGUUAUACAACAUCUGUCUCAAACAGCACAAUCAGUAUCGUGAAUCCUCCCAGACCGUCUAGGAAAACUCAUCCACGUUUGAUGGGCAACAACAAUAGCAUACGAUCGCUUCGUUCAUUUUUGGAUGACAAUACUGUUGCGAAAAUACAAUCUGAAUCACAACAGGUACAAGAUAGCUCUCAACAUUCUGCAUCAUCUCAAAGCUCACAAUCAAAGGGUACAGCAGCAAUAAUGAAAGCGCCCAAUCGGAAGGCAUUUCGUCGACGAACUUUUAGUCUGCCUCCUGAUACUGUGCCGGCUGAGGAAUCUUCUGCUACAUCUGGCUCAACAGCUACGUCGACAACAGCUACAGUUGGAAACUUGAAUUAUCCUUUAACAAUAAAUGAGGCAGAUAAUAAUCGCACAUGGUUCGGAUCAUUACUGUCUCAUCGUAGGAGCCGUGCUGCACUGCCGUUUGCAGCGGAUAAACAAUAUUUCGGCUCUGAUAACGAUAAUGAAAUGUUGGUUUCAGUAGAAGACAAUGAACUAAUAUUGGUAUCGGCUUUGACAAAACAAAGCGAGCAGCAAUCUGAUAAGCACGAAAAGGAACGAGUAAUCAAAAAGACAGAUGCUCGAACCUGGUCUAUUAAUUUUUCAAAGAAAGCGUAUGAAAAGAUUGAGAAUGAGGCAGUAGAGAAUAAAACACUGGAAGUCUUCAUUAAAGCAGGCAGUAUUGAUCGCCUUGUCGAUUCUUUGGUAAUGGGUAUCUCGUCGCAUGAAGAAGCCAUUCGCGAACAAUAUCAACUUCAGUCUCUGGCUGAAGGGCAUCUAGGUCACCCCAAUAUCAAGAUUUCGAUGGACGAGGAGGAAUACGCUGUUAUUUUCUUUAUGACAUAUCGUGUUUACUGUUCGCCGAUGCAGCUUUUAGAUAUGCUUCGUAAAAGGUUUAUCCAUGCCAAGUCGAAAUGUAAACUCGCUACAAAGAAGAGAAGGAAUUCUCUAAUUCUGUUAGAGACCUACUUUAAUGUUGGUCCACAAGCAUCCACUGCAGUACCUUUACAAUCCAGUACAGAUGAUGCUAUAUCAUUAGAAGACGAAGACAUGUUAUUGUCGCAUGACUGGCUUAAAGUAGCCGAUAUUCAGUUGCGUGUUUUAAACUUGAUGUUGUAUUGGAUAACAGAACAUCCUUACGAUUUUGUGGACGAGGUGGAAAUUCCUAGAUACAUCAGUAACAUUCUCAAACACACAAAAGAAGCAUUAGAUGAGUGGCGUCUGCCAUUACAGAAAAAGGUUCAAGAGGGCAAUAAUAAUAAGCUUCCUUUGAUGCCAGAAAACGCUGAAGAGGAAGGAAUUAGCACAGAACACGACACAUUAGAAGCUUUGAAAAUAGCCGAACUAAUCGAACAGCGUAUUGAAGAAAUUCGUGAACAUUUUAUUCAGAGAUCUAUUUUACCUUGCUAUGAUGUAAAAGCCAUUGAAAUUGAUCCAGAAUGCUUCCGCAGGGCAGAAGAAUUGUAUCGUAAGUUAACUAAAGGCUCUAAAAACUAUCGUGUAAAGCUUUUACCUGCUGCUACUGCUACAGGCAACAACAUCAAUCCUAUUAUACCCUUAUCUAUAUCCACUGCUUCGAGUCAAGCCGAUACGAAGUGUUUAUCGGUUGAGGAUAUGGCACCUGACAUGUUGUUACAACAGAUUGAUCAAAAUGUCAGUCAACUAUUUAAUACUAUAACAAUGCAAGAUUGGAUACAGACCUUUGACGUGCUCGAAGCUCAGUCAGGAGACAUUUACGCUUGGUUACCAGCUCGCAAACCAUCACGCACAUCGCACAUGCCGGCAGCAUUGGCUAGUGUAAAAAAUGCACCCUCAUCUCAUUUAGCCAAUCAUCACGUCCUCGCGGAUGAAGCCAUCAUUUCUGAUAUUUUUACAGCCAUUGAAGGAGCUCGUCGAUCUGUUGUAUCGCUAGCUGCUUACUCUGACGAUGAUCUAUUACUCGCUUUCCCAAGGUCGAUUCAGUAUUUAUUCUGCAUGCACUAUAUCAUUCGUAGUUGGGUUAUCAAUGAAAUAGCUGCACUUGAUAUCAAUUGCAAGACACGUGUCCUUCGGAUCGAAUUGUUUCUGCAAAUAGUUAUUUUAAGUAGAAUGGCAUCAUCCUCUUCAAUUAGCGCCACAGCAACAGCAAGUGAUAAAAAGGGAUCAUCUUCGGAUUUAUUAAAGCUAUCAGCUAUACUCUCGCCUUCAAGCACAAUGAAGAUAGGAGCUCGUGAUCAACGGAUUCCUGGAUUUGUGGAAUACGCUAUUGCUAGUGCUUUAGUGAGCCCUGAAGUGCGUAUGUUCACAAAAGCCUGGCAAGAUGUGGCUAUGCAAUAUGGGCACGCUAGUCUUGAUAGUCUCGAAUCAUUAUUGAAUCAAAAACAGAAAAUGGAGACAAUGGUAUCAACAUCAACGAAGACAUUAGGCCACAAGUCUUCCGCAGUAAGUGAACCACAGCAAUCACAUGCAGUAAUUGUCCCCAGUCUUGGCUGGAUAUUUGAGCGUAUUUUAGAACUGUACGUGCAAAUUCCAGACGUUUUUGAGAAACGAGAGAAUAUGAUGAAUUUUGAUAAACGUCGCUCUAUGUAUCAAUUCUUACAAUAUUUAAUGAGAAUACAAUCAGAGUUGUUUGAUUUUCAUCGCCAACAAAAUAGCGACAACAAUGCAAAUUUUGUGUUUGAAAUUUCACCUAGACGAACAAUGCACAGCUGGAAAGAAUUGAAAGAGAUAGCUGUUCGUGAAAAUAAGAAAUCUCUUGUAAGCGGUACCUCUACUAGCAGUCUAGUGUUGCGCGGUGCCUCUUCGAGUAGGAGCCAUGUUUCUCGCCAUUCGGUAUUCUAUAAAUUAGUUGCAGAACAAAUGGAAAAGUACAAACGUGAUUUCAAGGAAAGGGAUCGAAUUGAUAAAGAAUGGAUGUCGUUGCAGCAUAAAUUGCAGAAAAAGCAGCUGGAGCAAGCUCGUUUACUUGAAAAACAUGAUCGCAAAGCGGCAGCAGGAGGACAUCAGAAGCUUACUCUCUCACAGCAACAACAACAGCAGCAACCGCAACAUAAUUCGCAAGGUGGAUCCGGUACUGUUAUACCUCGAUUGAACAAUUUCUUACGUGGUUUACGGCCCCAAUCUAUGGUUGCCGCACCCAUACAACAUAUUUUCCCUCAUGCUCUUUCGAAAGACCUUUCAUCGUCCAUUCACCUUUCUACGACAAAAGCCUCCACUGUUAUAAACUUGAUUCAUUCAACUACCUCCAUCGCCAGUACGUACACAAAACGUGAUUUUGUGUUCCGUAUUGUUACUGAAGAGGGUGGCCAAUACUUGUUCCAGUCUAUGCAUCGUGAUGACAUGCUUGACUGGAUGCAACAAAUCAGUAACGCCGCACGUGAGGGCACUGUGAAACGUCAAAGUGUUCUGGCUGCGGAGUCUAUGGAUCUGGAAAACCAACAACAACAGCAGCAACAGGAACAGGAACAACAGCAAGAUCUGCCUACCCGUCGUCAAAUAUUUGGACGUACUUCCGUUUAUGGUGUUUCUUUAGACAAUUUAAUGCCUGACAAUAAGGUCCCUCUUAUAGUGGAAAAGUGCAUACGUGAAAUUGAAAAGCGAGGCUUAGAAGAAGUGGGUAUUUAUCGUGUAGCAGGCACCGGCUCAAUUGUGAGUGCAUUGAAGGCUGCUUUUAAUAAGAAUGUCAACAAGGUUGAUUUGAGUGAUUUUCAAUGGGCCGACAUCAAUGUAGUAGCGGACGCUUUGAAGCAGUUCUUGCGCGAAUUGCCUGAACCAUUAUUAACUUAUAGUUUUUAUGACGAAUUUAUUACAGCUUCAGCCGCUGGAGAUCACGACGAACGACUCUAUAUGAUUAAAAAGGUUAUCAAGAAAUUGCCUGCGUGUAAUUACAAUUUAUUAAAGAGAAUCAUUGAACAUUUCGUUAUCGUUACUGAUUUCGAGGCAACAAAUCAUAUGUACGCCACUAAUUUAGCUAUUGUCUUCGGGCCCACUUUAUUACAGCCAGCUCCUGGUCCCGCUUCUUUCGCCACAACAAUGUCGAAUUUAGGCCAUCAUCAAAAUAUCGUGAAAUACCUCAUUCUCAACUACCAUUAUUUAUUCGAUAUUGAAAACGAGGAGGGUGAAGCUUUGACGAAGGAAGAAGAACAACCCCUUACGUCCGACCCAGCGAUGUCAAUGCCUAGGGCCCCAACGCUGCUGAUAACUGCCGAUGGCAACGUCAAUAUACCUAAAAAUUAGACUUUGUAGAUAAAAAACGCGCAUCUUUAUUUGUAAGAUAGAUCCGCUUGGCUGCUCAUUUUUUUUAUUUGUACAGAUUACGAUCACUUUUUUUUCUAAUUUACAACCAUAAUAUUCUAAUGCACUUAACAGGUAAUUAAGUCAAUUACUAUAUUAUAUAUAGUAUGUUAUUCUACUUGUUAUAUUCUUUUUACCCGAACCAUUACAUUUGCAUGGAACAAAUAAAGUAAUGGCUGGACCAUGACUUAUAUUUGAUGGCUCUAGGUCUUUUGAAACAAAAGAGAAAACUUAGUUAUGUAAUUUACUUGGAUUGAUUUUUGUUGGCUUGCAUUAACGUUGAUGUCCGUUGGCGCUGUAUGUUCUUGAUUUUGAACACAGCAAAACCGUCAGUUAGUAGUUUCAUAUUAUUAAACAAGCCACGGCUCGUAUUGUGCAC